CGGCGCGCGCAGGGCCCGGCCGAGCCCCAUCGUAGCGCCCGCCGGGCACCCGGCCUGGUGACGCAGGAAAAACGCCCCGCCGGAGCGGCCCCGCCGUCUGAAGCGCCGAGGGCAGCGACACCCGCUUCCAUUCUCCCUUCCACCGCCGGCGCCCGCCCGCGAAGGACGAAGGAGGAGGGUUAGCCGGGGCACGGAGCCGCCCCCUCUCCGCGCCGGCUGCACCGCGGGGCCUGGCAUGGGACCGAGCCCCGCCGGCGGCCGGGGAUGAGGCAGCGCCCGGCAGGGCACAGCGCCGCGGGACCGGGGGCAGCCGUGCGGGGGUUAUGCAAUGGUCUCUGCAAGAUGUCAUGUUCUUGAGUUGGAGCUUUUUAAGGCGAGCAUAUGCUGGUACUUUAUUAAGCGGACUAUAAUUUCUUCUCUCACAACAACUACAUAAGCAGACAAAAUUGCAAAGAUCUGCCCUGUGUCGAGUAUGACAGCCACGACUCGUGGCUCUCCUGUAGGAGGGAAUGACAGCCAGGGCCAGGCUCCUGAUGGACAGUCCCAGCCUCCCCUCCAGCAGAAUCAGACUUCUUCACCUGAUUCUUCCAAUGAGAACUCCCCAGCUACCCCACCUGAUGAGCAGGCCCAAGGAGAUGCUCCACCCCAGCUUGAAGAUGAGGAGCCUGCGUUUCCACACACAGACCUGGCAAAGUUGGAUGACAUGAUCAACAGGCCUCGAUGGGUCGUUCCUGUGUUGCCGAAAGGGGAAUUAGAAGUUCUUCUAGAAGCUGCUAUUGACUUAAGUAAAAAAGGCCUUGAUGUCAAAAGUGAAGCAUGCCAGCGAUUUUUUCGAGAUGGGUUAACAAUAUCUUUCACAAAGAUCCUUACAGAUGAGGCAGUUAGCGGCUGGAAGUUUGAGAUUCACAGAUGUAUUAUUAACAACACUCAUCGACUAGUGGAACUCUGUGUGGCCAAGCUGUCCCAAGACUGGUUUCCCCUUCUUGAACUUCUUGCCAUGGCCUUAAAUCCUCACUGCAAAUUCCAUCUAUACAAUGGUACUCGUCCCUCAGAAACAGUUCCUGCAGGAGUCCAGCUCGCUGAAGAUGAACUUUAUGCCCGUCCUCCUGACCCACGAUCACCAAAGGGUUGGCUAGUAGAUCUUAUCAACAAGUUUGGCACAUUAAAUGGAUUUCAGAUCUUGCAUGAUCGCUUCAUGAGUGGAUCGGCAUUGAAUGUUCAGAUAAUUGCAGCUCUCAUCAAGCCAUUUGGACAAUGUUACGAGUUCCUAACAUUACAUACAGUGAAGAAAUAUUUCCUUCCAAUUAUAGAAAUGGUUCCACAAUUUUUAGAAAAUUUAACAGAUGAUGAACUGAAAAAAGAAGCAAAGAAUGAAGCCAAAAAUGAUGCUUUGUCAAUGAUAAUCAAAUCUCUAAAGAACUUAGCUUCAAGAGUUCCAGGACAAGAAGAAACUGUAAAAAACUUAGAAAUAUUUAGGUUAAAAAUGAUACUUAGGUUGUUACAAAUUUCGUCUUUCAAUGGUAAAAUGAAUGCACUAAAUGAAGUUAACAAAGUAAUAUCCAGCGUGUCAUAUUAUACUCAUCGGCAUGGUAAUCCUGAAGAGGAAGAAUGGCUUACAGCUGAAAGAAUGGCAGAAUGGAUCCAGCAGAAUAAUAUUUUAUCAAUUGUGUUGAGAGAUAGUCUUCAUCAACCUCAAUAUGUAGAGAAGUUAGAGAAAAUUCUUCGUUUUGUCAUCAAAGAGAAAGCUCUCACUUUGCAGGAUCUCGACAACAUUUGGGCUGCACAGGCAGGAAAACAUGAAGCAAUUGUAAAAAAUGUACAUGAUCUCCUUGCAAAAUUAGCUUGGGAUUUCUCUCCUGAACAGCUUGAUCAUCUGUUUGAUUGUUUUAAGGCAAGUUGGACAAAUGCAAGCAAGAAACAGCGUGAGAAACUACUUGAGUUAAUUCGUCGUCUUGCAGAAGAUGAUAAGGACGGUGUGAUGGCACACAAAGUGCUGAACCUCUUGUGGAAUUUGGCUCAUAGUGAUGAUGUUCCAGUUGAUAUCAUGGACCAGGCCCUUAGUGCCCAUAUUAAAAUCUUAGAUUACAGCUGUUCACAGGAUCGAGAUACACAAAAGGUCCAGUGGAUAGAUCGUUUUAUAGAAGAGCUUCGCACAAAUGAUAAAUGGGUCAUUCCUGCGCUGAAACAAAUUAGAGAAAUUUGCAGUUUGUUUGGUGAAGCGCCACAAAACUUGAGUCAAACUCAGCGAAGUCCCCAUGUGUUUUACCGACAUGACUUAAUCAAUCAGCUUCAGCACAAUCAUGCCCUAGUCACAUUGGUUGCAGAAAAUCUCUCUGCCUAUAUGGAAAGCAUGAGACAGUAUGCUAAAGAGCAUGGGGAAUAUGAUCCUCAAACUGUAAGACCAGGAAGCAGAUAUAGUCAUGUGCAGGAAGUACAAGAGCGACUUAAUUUCUUACGAUUUUUAUUGAAGGAUGGUCAGCUGUGGCUCUGUGCCCCUCAGGCGAAGCAAAUAUGGAAGUGUUUAGCUGAAAAUGCGGUUUAUCUUUGUGAUCGCGAAGCCUGUUUUAAAUGGUAUUCCAAACUAAUGGGGGAUGAACCAGACUUAGACCCUGACAUUAAUAAGGACUUCUUUGAAAAUAAUGUGCUUCAGCUGGAUCCUUCCCUAUUAACAGAAAAUGGAAUGAAAUGUUUUGAACGUUUCUUCAAAGCUGUGAACUGUCGAGAAGGAAAGCUAGUAGCAAAGAGACGAGCCUAUAUGAUGGAUGAUCUGGAAUUAAUAGGAUUAGACUACCUUUGGAGGGUUGUGAUUCAGGGAAAUGAUGACAUCGCGAAUAGAGCAAUAGAUCUUCUUAAAGAGAUCUAUACUAAUCUUGGCCCAAGAUUACAAGUUAAUCAGGUAGUGAUUCAUGAAGACUUCAUUCAGUCCUGUUUUGAUCGUCUGAAAGCCUCCUAUGAUACAUUGUGUGUGUUGGAUGGGGAUAAAGACAGUAUCAAUUGUGCAAGGCAAGAAGCAAUACGAAUGGUGAGAGUGCUGACUGUUUUAAGAGAGUACAUAAAUGAAUGUGACAGUGAUUACCAUGAAGAGAGAACUAUUCUACCUAUGUCAAGAGCUUUCCGUGGUAAACAUAUCACACUGGUAGUUCGUUUUCCAAACCAAGGCCGACAAGUGGAAGAUUUGGAUAUUUGGUCUCAUACAAAUGACACAAUUGGCCAAGUACGACGUUGUAUUCUCAAUCGUAUUAAAGCCAAUAGUGCGCACACAAAAGUAGAACUCUUCAUUGGUGGUGAGCUGGUGGACCCUGCAGACGAUAGAAAAUUAAUAGGGCAGUUGAAUCUCAAAGAUAAAACGCUAAUUACGGCUAAGCUUACACAGAUAAAUUCUAAUAUGCCCUCAAGCCCAGAUAGUUCUUCUGACUCUUCAACUGGUUCUCCGGGCAACCAUGGCAAUCACUACAGUGAUGGUCCAAAUCCAGAAGUUGAAAGCUGUUUGCCUGGAGUGAUCAUGUCACUGCAUCCUCGAUACAUCUCUUUUCUUUGGCAAGUUGCAGACUUGGGCAGUAGCCUAAAUAUGCCACCUCUUAGAGAUGGAGCACGUGUUCUUAUGAAGCUCAUGCCACCAGAUAACACUACGGUUGAGAAACUAAGAGCUAUAUGUUUAGAUCAUGCAAAGCUUGGGGAAAGCAGCCUUAGUCCAUCCCUAGAUUCUCUAUUCUUUGGUCCUUCUGCCUCACAAGUGCUGUAUCUAACAGAGGUAGUUUAUGCCUUGCUAAUGCCUGCCAGUGUACCUCUGGGAGAAGAUGCCAGCGACUUCCAAUAUAACUUCUUAAAAAGUGGUGGUUUGCCUCUUGUAUUGAGCAUGCUGACUAGAAAUAACUUCCUGCCAAAUGCAGAUAUGGAAACUCGAAGGGGUGCCUACCUUAAUGCUCUAAAAAUAGCCAAAUUAUUGCUAACAGCAAUUGGAUAUGGCCAUGUUCGAGCUGUGGCAGAAGCUUGUCAGCCAGUUGUGGAAGGCACAAGUACAAUUUCACCGAUAAACCAGGCUACGCAUGACCAGGCAGUGGUGCUACAAAAUGCCCUACAAAACAUUCCUAAUCCGACUUCAGAAUGCAUGCUCAGAAAUGUAGCAAUUCGUCUUGCACAGCAAAUAUCUGAUGAGGCUUCAAAAUACAUCCCUGAUAUCUGCGUUAUUAGGGCAGUACAAAAAAUUGUUUGGGCAUCAGGUUGUGGGUCAGUUCAGCUGGUUUUCAGCUCAAAUGAGGAAAUUAGUAAAAUCUAUGAAAAGACAAAUGCAGGAAAUGAACCAGACAUGGAAGAUGAACAAGUUUGCUGUGAAGCAUUGGAGGUGAUGACCCUGUGUUUUGCAUUGAUUCCAACAGCACUGGAUGCACUCAGUAAAGAAAAGGCGUGGCAGACAUUUAUCAUUGAUUUGCUAUUGCACUGUCACAGCAAAACUGUUCGUCAGAUGGCACAGGAGCAAUUCUUUUUAAUGGCUACCAGGUGUUGCAUGGGACAGAGGCCUCUCCUGUUCUUCAUUACCCUGCUGUUCACAGUUCUAGGGAGUACUGCAAGAGAGAGAGCUAAGCAUUCUGGAGACUACUUCACUCUCUUACGACAUCUUCUUAACUAUGCUUACAACAGUAACAUCAAUGUACCCAAUGCUGAAGUUCUUCUCAAUAAUGAAAUUGACUGGCUUAAAAGGAUUAGGGAUGAAGUAAAAAGGACAGGGGAAACAGGUGUGGAAGAAACUAUCUUAGAAGGUCACCUUGGAGUAACAAAAGAGUUGUUAGCAUUCCAGACACCUGAGAAGAAAUACCAUAUUGGUUGUGAAAAAGGAGGUGCUAAUCUCAUUAAAGAGUUGAUAGAUGAUUUCAUCUUUCCAGCAUCCAAUGUUUAUCUACAAUACAUGAGAAACGGAGAAUUGCCUGCUGAGCAGGCCAUACCAGUCUGUAGUUCACCUGCUACUAUUAAUGCUGGCUUUGAGCUACUAGUUGCACUAGCAGUUGGAUGUGUCCGAAAUCUCAAACAGAUAGUAGACACCUUGACUGAAAUGUAUUACAUAGGUACAGCAAUCACUACUUGUGAAGCGCUUACAGAAUGGGAAUAUCUACCACCUGUUGGACCUCGACCACCAAAGGGAUUUGUAGGACUGAAAAAUGCUGGUGCCACUUGUUAUAUGAAUUCUGUCAUUCAGCAGCUGUACAUGAUUCCAGCCAUCAGGAAUGGGAUUCUUGCAAUUGAAGGCACAGGCAGUGAUGUAGAUGAUGACAUGUCUGGGGAUGAAAAGCAGGACAAUGAGAGUAAUGUUGACCCACGAGAUGAUGUGUUUGGUUAUCCACAUCAGUAUGAAGACAAACCAGCACUGAGUAAAACAGAAGAUAGAAAAGAGUACAAUAUUGGAGUCCUGAGGCAUCUCCAAGUAAUUUUUGGUCAUUUAGCAGCUUCCAGGCUACAGUAUUACGUACCAAGAGGGUUUUGGAAACAAUUUAGACUUUGGGGUGAACCUGUAAAUCUACGUGAACAACAUGAUGCUUUAGAAUUUUUUAAUUCCCUGGUGGACAGUUUAGAUGAAGCUUUAAAAGCUCUGGGCCAUCCAGCUAUGUUAAGUAAAGUUUUAGGAGGGUCCUUUGCUGAUCAGAAGAUUUGUCAAGGAUGCCCACAUCGGUAUGAAUGUGAGGAAUCCUUCACAACUCUGAAUGUAGAUAUAAGAAAUCACCAAAACCUUCUUGAUUCUUUGGAACAGUACGUCAAAGGGGAUUUAUUGGAAGGUGCAAAUGCAUAUCAUUGUGAAAAAUGCAACAAAAAGGUUGACACCGUUAAACGCUUGUUGAUUAAGAAGUUGCCUCCAGUUCUUGCAAUCCAGUUGAAACGAUUUGAUUAUGACUGGGAAAGGGAAUGUGCAAUCAAGUUCAAUGAUUAUUUUGAAUUUCCACGAGAGCUGGACAUGGAGCCUUACACAGUGGCAGGCGUAGCUAAGUUGGAAGGAGAUGAUGUCAAUCCCGAAAAUCAGAUAAUACAAAAUGAACAGUCAGAAAAUGAACACUCUGGGAGCACGAAAUACCGGCUUGUCGGUGUACUUGUACACAGUGGCCAGGCCAGUGGUGGACAUUAUUACUCUUACAUUAUCCAGAGAAAUGGUGGAGAUGGAGAGAAAAAUCGAUGGUAUAAAUUUGAUGAUGGAGAUGUGACAGAGUGUAAAAUGGAUGAUGAUGAAGAAAUGAAAAACCAGUGUUUUGGUGGAGAGUACAUGGGAGAAGUUUUCGAUCACAUGAUGAAGCGUAUGUCCUACAGACGCCAGAAGAGGUGGUGGAACGCUUAUAUUCUUUUUUAUGAACGUAUGGACACGAUAGACAAAGACAAUGAACUAAUAAAAUAUAUUUCAGAACUUGCUAUCACCACUAAACCCCAUCAGAUUAAAAUGCCAUCAGCAAUUGAACGAAGUGUACGGAAGCAGAAUGUGCAGUUCAUGCAUAAUCGUAUGCAGUACAGCCUAGAAUACUUCCAGUUCAUAAAGAAGUUGCUUACUUGUAAUAGUGUCUACUUAAAUCCUCCUCCAGGACAAGAUCAUCUGUUGCCUGAAGCAGAAGAAAUAACUAUGAUUAGUAUUCAGCUUGCUGCUAGAUUUCUCUUCACCACAGGAUUUCAUACAAAGAAAAUAGUCCGUGGUCCUGCUAGCGAUUGGUAUGAUGCAUUAUGCAUCCUCCUUCGUCACAGCAAGAAUGUACGCUUUUGGUUUGCACACAAUGUCCUUUUUAAUGUUUCAAACCGCUUCUCUGAGUAUCUUUUGGAAUGCCCUAGUGCUGAAGUGAGGGGUGCAUUUGCAAAACUUAUAGUAUUUAUUGCACAUUUUUCAUUGCAAGACGGACCAUGUCCUUCACCUUUUGCCUCUCCUGGACCUUCCAGUCAGGCUUAUGAUAACUUAAGUUUAAGUGAUCAUUUACUGAGAGCGGUACUAAAUCUUCUGAGAAGAGAAGUGUCUGAACAUGGGCGCCAUUUGCAGCAGUAUUUCAAUCUGUUUGUGAUGUAUGCCAAUCUCGGUGUAGCAGAGAAGACACAACUUCUGAAACUAAAUGUUCCUGCAACCUUCAUGCUUGUGGCUCUGGAUGAAGGUCCGGGUCCUCCAAUUAAAUACCAGUAUGCUGAACUGGGGAAGCUGUACACCGUUGUGUCACAACUGAUCCGCUGUUGCAAUGUGUCAUCACGGAUGCAGUCUUCUAUCAAUGGUAAUCCCCCACUUGCCAACCCUUACGGUGAUCCUAAUAUAUCACAGCCUAUAAUGGCACUUCAGCAGAACGUAGCAGACAUUUUGUUUGUGAGGACUAGUUACGUGAAGAAAAUUAUUGAAGAUUGCAGCAACUCUGAAGAGACCAUCAAGCUGCUUCGUUUCUGCUGUUGGGAGAAUCCUCAGUUCUCUUCCACUGUCCUCAGUGAACUACUUUGGCAGGUUGCAUAUUCAUAUACUUACGAGCUUCGACCAUAUUUGGAUCUGCUUCUGCAAAUCCUAUUAAUUGAAGACUCCUGGCAAACUCACAGGAUUCACAAUGCACUUAAAGGAAUCCCGGAUGACAGGGAUGGAUUGUUUGACACCAUUCAGCGCUCUAAGAAUCACUAUCAGAAAAGAGCUUACCAAUGUAUAAAGUGCAUGGUGGCUCUCUUCAGCAACUGUCCUGUAGCCUACCAGAUCCUUCAGAGCAAUGGAGAUUUGAAGAGAAAAUGGACCUGGGCAGUAGAAUGGCUUGGAGAUGAGCUUGAGCGUAGACCAUACACUGGCAAUCCCCAAUACACCUAUAACAAUUGGUCUCCACCAAUACAAAGCAAUGAGACAUCAAAUGGCUACUUCCUAGAGAGAUCACACAGUGCUAGAAUGACUCUUGCAAAAGCUUGUGAACUCUGCCCAGAGGAGGAACCAGAUGAUCCCGAUGCCCCAGAUGAACAUGAGUCUUCUCCACCUGAAGAUGCCCCUCUGUAUCCCCAUUCACCUGGUUCCCAGUAUCAACAGAAUAACCACGUGCAUGGACAGCCAUAUACAGGCCCGGCAGCACAUCAUAUGAACAACCCUCAGCGAACUGGCCAACGAGCACAAGAAAAUUAUGAAGGCAGUGAAGAAGUUUCCCCACCUCAAACAAAAGAUUAGUGAAAUGCACAUAAUCAAUUAACUUGCUCCAUCAAGACUGUGCACCCAGGCCUUACAGUCCAACCUUUCUCUGUGUCUGGCUAAUAUUUAAAACUAGAAAAACUAUUCCUAAUCAACAUGGAGUGGAGAGUCUAUUCACUGUCUUAUCUGCAGAAAAUUGCUGUCAAUAUAUAACCCGCCUGCAGUGGAAAGUGUAUAGUGUUUUGUAAUAAAUGGCCUGAUGCUAAUGUGUAAAUGGCAAAGGUGUAUAUAGUAUAUUAAUGUUUGACUGUUAAUUCUUGAGCAAGAAACAUUUUUUUGUCUUGAUGAGACUCACAGAUCUACAAAAACAAAAAAAUAAUUUCUUGAUAUAUCUGCUGCGCUCUGCAACCAGUGUUGCCUGCCUCAUGGCAGUCGGAUCAACUCCUUUACAACAAAGCCUAUCCAUGUCAACCACAAAAAUAGUUUCAUGUUAAUUCUUUGCCACUGGAGUCGAUUUUACUAUGAGCAACGUAAUGGCUGGUAACCUUUUAAUUAUUUGGUUGAUGUGGAAAAUUGGUGAUGUAACAUUGUUUCUAGAUCUUUUUUCAUUGCCUUUUUCAUUCUGGUAUUAGGUUAAUCACUUUGAAGCUAUAGUUAUGCUGUAACAUUUAGCAUGGCUUCACACCAAGUUAGUGUAGCCAACGAGGGGGGGAAAUACUGUGACAGCAGUUGUCCCAAUGUGACAACUGUAUUGCUCAGAAUUUUUUCUUCUUACACAAGACUAUAAAAUGGGGAGGGAAAAUGUGACAAACAAAUGGGUUUCAGUUUCACAUAUGUUCCUCACAUCUGAUGUUUGACAGUUCUAUCUCUGGGUGGGAUAAAAAACACUUAGUUUUCAGUAAUAGGAAUUUAAAAGAUUUAAAACAAAUAUGCAAAAAUUUGCUAUGCCAGGAUGCCUGGAGCAUAAUAGACUGUAUUUGGUGUGCUUGUUUUGUUUCUUUGGUAGAGCUUAUUAGAUAAACUUCUAACACUUUCCUUCUACUGCAUCCCAGUGAAGUGGAAGUCAUUAAAAUCACACAGUACUUGUGAGUGCCACUGCACCAAGUUAACUUGCUGGUUUUCUGCUCGUUCACAGUUCUACUUGAAAGCGAGAAUUGUCUUAGCUCUUUAUCCAUUAUACAGGAAAUCUUAACAUUAGAGGCAGGGUUUAAUUAUAAAAGAAACUACUGGUUAGUCAAAUACAAUUCUGAGGUAUCUCUAUUCCAGAAUAAACAUUUGUUUGAAGACUUCAAGAAACGCAUCAGUAAAUACUGUAUUUAAAUGAAAAUUGGUAACUUGAAUGUGUGUAAUUUUUUUUUUUGGAACCUGUCUAAAAACCAAAUACCCCUGCAAAACAGAUACAGCCCACCCUAUACUAUUUAAAUAUUUUGCUGUUUUAUUUUAUAGAAAUUAUUUUGCUGAAUUCACAAAUAGAAUUUGAUUUAAGAAGAAUGUUUUGUCCUGUGGUGUGUGUUGUUUUUUGGGUUUUUUUUUAAAUGGACCGCACAGAAAGGUGAAUUCUGUGCAGCGGCAUUAUGCUGAAUUCUGGAACAACAGUCCUUGAGAUUCUGUGCACAAAAAAAUUUGGCCCUUAAGAAUAAAAUAAUCGGGACAAUUACACUGUAAAAGUUUCUUAAUGUGAUUUAUCUUGUACUUUUUGUAUGUUUUUAUAUAUACAUAUAUAUAUUUAAUGAGCACAAGCUUGAUGGUGUUUUUUACAAAUGAGUUGAUAGAAACAAAGCUGCUGCUUGUCAAAUUAAAGGUCUGUAGUUUUGAAAUGAACAAGGGAAAACUCAGUCACAAGUGCAUUCCGAUGCACUUAGCAUAGUAAGGAAGAGACAAGAUUUUUGAAUAUGUGAUGAUCAUUUUUAUGCUUCCAUGUUUUCCCUAGUGCUCAAGUUAAUUCAGAUUUUUUCAUAGUUUUUUAGUAAUACCAUUUUACCUGGACUUUAGUAAAUUUGAGUAAAGCGUUCCCAUUUAUGUUUGGGAAUGCUUGUAAGUUUUAACUCAAAAAUUCUUCCCUGAGUACUCAAGUUGAAAUAGUUGCUAUUUAUUUGGACCAGUAAUUCCUAAACAAGCUAUCUCGGAGGCGAUUGUUAUAUAUUUUUUACUAUGUUGGUAAAAUAUAUAAUGUGCUAGUUCAGCCUUGCCAAAUGUGUUUGCUUUCGAUAGUGCAGUGAUUGUAGAGACAUGUCAAACCUGUGACACUUUAAGGCUGUGACUCUCUUCAGUCAUACACUCCUCUACCCCCAAACUGAGAGCGACUGCAGUGGCAGUUGUUUUUCAGGUGGCAAAUUGAAAAUACUGUGUGUCUUUGUGACUUUGAAGGAGGACAGCCUGCUUUGCUUGUUGCAGCUGCUGCUUUUAAACAGACAGCCGCAGUGAAAGGUGCAAUGUUUUCUUCGCUCUGGGCAGGCAAAACAAUUUUGAGCUGUAUUUAACAAAUAAUUGUACAAGCAAAAAGUUCCAUAGGCAUGCUACUGUCACAGCAUUUUGGCAGCAGUGUCAUGUUCAGGCGAUACGUGGUACCUCAUUGUUGAUGGCACACUUUAAAAUAGCAGUCCUCAAAGUGCCUAAAGAUUUCAUUCCCUCAUCACUAAUUUCAGUCCUGUUUUCUGUUUAGAACAGUUACUAGGGAAUCUCUGGUCUUCCCUAAAAUGAGACAAUAAAUAGUAAAGUAAUUGCUUAUAUUCCUGACAAUGUAACAUCAAAUACAUAGAAGCUGAAAAUUCAUAGGUGAUGUUAUAUGGUGGGUAAUGUGUAGUGUGACCUGGGAGGGAAUCCAUAACCUUACUACACAGCAUUUAUUCCUCAUACGUUUAGAUUGUGGUGAGUUUAGUGACUAAAAUAAGCUUUUAACACUUGCUCCUGUUAGUGUUAAAAGAUCAGUACAGCAGUAUACAAAAGGAAAUAGCUUACGAUUUGUGUAUCAGUAAAUGUACUGGUUUUCAGUUGCAAACUUGGUCUCCUAGAGCUGUGUUAUCCCAUUGACAACAAUGAGAUUGCACAGGGUUCCAUCCAAGCUUGUUUGCCCUGCAGAACCCAAUACGGUAGUGAUUCACAAGCAGAAAAUACAUUUUCGGAUUGUUUUCCCUGCUAGCUUAACCAGCUCUGAAAACAUAACUUCUCUGUUUCUAAAGCUGGUGUGUCUUGCUGAAAUUGAGACAGAAAGAAAUGAAAUUCUACAAUAACAUCUCAAUUUUUUUUUCCAGAGUGAGUGAAACUUCACUGUAGACAACAGGAGAAAAUUUGGUUUAGCUAAUUGCUGUUAUGCCUUCUCAGCCACUUUUUUUGUGCCUAGCUUGUGCAUUUUAGCACAUGUAUGAUCAAAAAGCACUUAGGGUUCCAAAAUUUUCUAUACAUUUCCUGAGUUCUAGGGGAGAACAAGAUUAGCCAUUCUGCCAAAGUUAAAAUGCGCAAAAAUUGGCUGCUGUAGCAAUUUACUUCAUUUUUGGUUUCAAUAAAUUUUGUCUACCUCUGAUUCUUUUGCCAGAAGUGAAUAGGCUGAUAAGUCAAAGCAAAGUAGCUCAACGUUUUUGUUGGCAUGUGUUUCAGUUUCAGGCACUGCAGUAAGACUUUUGAGUGCAAUGACUUUAACUUCAGAUGAAAGUUACAGACUGGCUGUAUCAGUAAGAGGAAGAAGUGGCAUGUUAGGAAGAUCUGCAGUGUGCCCAGUUAAGUGUUUUAAUAUCUUUGUUCAACAUUCGUAGUCCACACUUGCAAAUCCACAUUGAAAGCACGUUUGCCCCUGUGGUGAAAGACAGCUUAAUUUUUGGGAGAGUGAGAUGCUGAUGCCAACCUCGUAUUUCUUAAGACGGGUGUGGGAGUUUCCCACUUGUGGCCCUGCUCCAGCACAAUGUAAUCAGGACAACAGUAAUUUUGGCUCCCUGUCUUACUUCCUGUGCUCUCCAUUAUGUUCACAAUAUUCUUCUCACAGCCACGAGGUCUUGGGGAAUAAAGUCUUAAACCUGCCCCCUACCUAGAGUAAAAAUACAGAGGCUUUCUGGGGGAGAAGUAGAAACCAGUGGUACUGCAAUAAACAAAGCAAGGUGAGAGACCCAGCCCCACCCUUCUGCAUGAUUUCUGUUCUUCUUGCAAGUGGUCUCAUGAGGAAGAUGACAGCAAAUAACUCUUCAAAGCUUUGUGCAUUUUCUCUCUGGCUUGCAGCUAGAAUCAGUCUACACCAGUGCAGGGAAGUUCUCUGUGCAGCAGCAGCACAAACAACACUCCUUGUGCCCUCCAUGCUGUUCCAGAAUGUUCAUUACACCUUCCUUCUAUUGUUCUUUGGGGAUUGUCAUGUUAAUACGUUCAGUUAGACUUGCCCUCCGAUACAGAUUAGAGAGCUCUACUGCACUAGAAGGUCUUUAACCCAGUCUGAGCACUGUCACUUUUUACACUGCGCAACUAAGGUUAGUACUAUAAAUGUCCUUUUAUUUCUAAGGUAUAAAAAAUAUCUUUCAGACUAAAUGUUUUAGAAAUGUCAAAUAGCUAUUCUUUUGUGCUUUUUUUACACUAGCAAGCGUUCAGUCCUGCCUCUGUAGUGUCAGUUACGUUAGGCUGUUACAGAAGUGUGUUGACAAAGCUUCCAGCACCUGAAUUGAGAUAUUUUAAUGCUGUCAUCUGAUUUUUUCCAAUGCACAUUGUGGUGGAUCCAUGGAUUUUAGUGGCGUUUGUACGAGCCUUGUUGAUUUCAGCACUGUAAGAGUUGAAGUUGGUGAUGCUUUGCAGGAAUCAACACAGAGAUUAAGUCAGUGGGUGGCACAAAAAACUUACAUCUUACUUGCUUUAUUCACACUUAUUUGCAGACAAUGAAAUCAAAACAAGCACAGGAGAACCAGUUUCUGAAGGAGAAAAACACUCUCCUGAGUAAGGGCUAACUUUUCAUCAGAUUUUAAAUACCCAACUCUGUAUUUUUUAGCUUUAUAAUUCCUUAAAGCCACUUUUUGAUAAUAUAACUGACCUACAGGCUGUUUCCUUGGAAUAAUUUAAUAUAGCCUUAAUUAUAUCAGCACAAUUCUGAAAUGACUGUCAUUCUUUAAGGAUCAAAAUAACAUGCAAAUGUCUUCUAGUUUUUAACAAUGAGCUAACAGUGAAUAAUGAAGGCAGCAGGAAAAAAGGCAGUUGGGUUCUAUGAAUUCACAAAAAAUCUAACCAUAGAAAAAUGUCCAGUGCAGGAAAACAAGAUCAUUCCCUUCUUCUCUGUCUCUAUACUAUUUAAAAUGUCUGAUAAUGUUAUUUUUUAUUCUUCAUUUACAACUGCUGUUCUAGUAGCUUAGUUUAUGUUGCCCUAAGCAGCUUCCUGAUGCAUUUGUAGUUCUGUCCCCUUGAAUCCUUACCAGAACAAAAUAAGUGUUUGGUUUUCCCCAUACGAGCUGGUUCUCUCUUCUCUUUCCAUUGUGGUGGUUGUGAUGUGCUAUUUCUGUUUUCAUGCAAUGACCAGGGCUGGAUGGAUGCUUUCCAAGUGUGGUUUCACCUGAGCCUUUAAGUAAAGAAGUUCUGUUCCUUUUCUGUAAUGAUACCUCUGUGGGUGCAGCUUUUAAAGGUACUAGCCUUUUCUGUAGCUUUGUUUACUGGUUCUUGUCUGCUUGGUUCUUGUCUAUCACUUCUAAAUUUCUGUUCAUUUCUUGCCUUUUUUUCUUACAAAGUUUCUCUCUCUGGAUUGGCAGGAUCACUUUCUAGUUAAUAUUUUUGUAUUUGUUUGGAAUCAAAUCCCUUCACUUGCUAGGCUAAGCUUUUUACCUACUUUUCUACCUACACCUGCUGUUUUGUGGUUAGCUGCUACAAAAGAACUAUGUUUGCCAGGCUGCCCAGUGCUCCCAACUGGAGCCUUUUAAUGUGCGGCGGCAGCAGCCACAGCCUUGACCAGGUGGGCUUUUGUCAUCUCUUGAAUAUUCUCAGAAUUUAUGUGGGAUAUGAAAGCUUCAUGCUACUGAUGGCAGUCUUGAAUUUGAGGAGCUGGUCACUUAUUGGGGAUUUUUUUGUUUGUUUGUUUUGCUUCAUUUUCUAUCUUGAACACUUUCUACAGGUGAAUAAAAGUGGUAGCUCUUGCAGAAAACUGCUUUGGAAAAAAGGCUGAUUGAAAACUUGUGCACUUCUUAAUAUACUUGAUUGUAUUUAAAUACCUGGUAGGUGCUUUGAGUCCUUGGAAAAUCUUCUGCAAACAAAUCCAGAAGCUUAGAAAUGUGAAGGCUAGGUCUUCAAGAUUGAAUGAUACUCACAAAUUCUAUCUACCUGUCCUACUGCGUGAUUAAGAACAGGUGAAACUGCAGAAAUGGAAGUACCUCGCUGAAGGGAGAGAGGUGUGAAAUCCCUUGGGGAUCGGAAAUGCUGAGCAUGCCUUGCCUGGGCUCACUCCACUCACUGGUAGCAGUGGAGUCUGAGCCCUCCCAGUGAGAACCUGCCUGAACCACAGGCUUCCCCAAGGACUGAAGAAUUGAUUUUUAGCCAGAAGUAGCAUACAGAGCAUUUUGUUUAAGUUUUCUCCUCUGAGAUCUGUCUACGAAGUUGAAUCCUAUGAGCAAAUAAAGACAGGGAGUGGGCUGAGCGAGAGCCUUCGCGUGCUUGUUCUGUUAAUACUUUCUACCUCUUGAUGUUCAUUGCUGAGCUGCUGCAGGCUGAUGCGCCAGUAAGCGGCUUUAGCAGCACGAUGGCUUCUUGUGGGUCAGGCCAAUACGGGUGCAGAAAUACAUGGGCAGACCCAGAGUGGUCCCUGUGUCCUCCUGGGGAUGGAUUAAAUCCUUUGAAAUGAGACUCCAAGAGUAAGUACGUACAUUUUCAGCUAAGUGAAGGAACUGGCAUUUUUCAGGUGGCACCACAUGGACUCACAAAAUGCUUCUACUCAGUCUCUCGUGCUACCUCCUUACUCACAUGAAGUAGCAUAAAAUCCUUUCACAACUAACGUUCUUCAAAUACUGCAACCGCAGGGAGGUAUCUUGGUUUCUAGCUGUGUUAACAUGGUAAGGGGUUAGAAAGGGGGAGAUGCCAGAAUGUGAAAAGCCAGAAUUCUGUAGAUAACCCAAGCAUUUAUCUAGAAAGAAAUGUUACCGAUUGCUACUGUGGUUGUAUGUAAGACUGAAAUGCUGAAAGAGGACUGUAACCCUCCCACUCCGAGUCUGAGAGACACCUGGCAUUGGCUUUCUGACUACUUCUGCAACCUGAACCAAAAAACUGCUGUGGGAAUGUAGACUUACCAUAUAGCUGUGGAAGAAAACUUCAAUCGUGUCACUUCUCUCGGUCUUCAGAGCAGUCAACAUGAUUUUGAUGUAGGUUUUAGAUUAUGUAUAUAUAAAUCUGAUUGAAGUACCAAGAGCAAACCAUAAAUAAAAUGUGGACUUAACUGAAGAAUGG
Cuculus canorus (common cuckoo) is the source of this 15478-nucleotide messenger RNA. It is a transcript of the gene USP9X, whose product is annotated as ubiquitin specific peptidase 9 X-linked. NCBI's taxonomy places the organism in Eukaryota, Metazoa, Chordata, Aves, Cuculiformes, Cuculidae. Gene Ontology annotation, cellular component: nucleus; cytosol. The transcript is spliced from 45 exons. Bases 473 to 8131 code for a protein of 2552 amino acids. Gene Ontology annotation, biological process: protein deubiquitination; cell migration. The record is from RefSeq and is a predicted model, not a curated record. Gene Ontology annotation, molecular function: cysteine-type endopeptidase activity; cysteine-type deubiquitinase activity.